CAGUUGCAGUUCAACCGUUGCACACGAUGGAUCAACUACAAGUUUAUUACAAACAGACUAUAUUCGUGUUAUCAGCAGUAGGUCUGUGGCCAUAUCAGAAUAAAUACUUCCGAUUGGUUUACAAUAUCUUCAUCACCUUCAUUUAUCUUUCGUUCCUUCAUGCUCAGAUAACCGCUAUUACGAACACAAAACAUACCCUGCAUUAUUUGCUGAGGGGUAUAUUUUACAUAUCAGUGGUUAUGGGUUCGCUACUGAAAUACUGUACAUAUUACUUACAAGCCGACACAAUUAAACAGCUGAUGGAAGAAGUGAAACACGAUUGGAGAACAGAAAAUGAUGAAAUGCUUGAAAUUUUGAGAAAUUUCGCCAAUUCGGGAAAACAUUACAUCUUCUAUUUCGCGUUGAUUUUUUUUACACCAGCCUUCAUACUCAUAGGAUGCGAAACGUGCAAUUAUAUUUUGGAUGCAGUCGCACCGUUAAAUUAUACUCGUCCGUACGUUAUACCGGCAGUAUACUUUGUUGACGAAAGAAAGUAUCGUUUUUUGAUCCUAAUAUAUCAGUCUAUUGCAUUCUUGGUAUGUGUAGGUGUGUUUGUUGGGACAGAGUCAUUGAUUAUUAUGUGGCUGCAUCAUUUCAGUGCUUUAUAUGUACUCGUCAGCUAUUACAUUUACCAAGGUGUCAUGGAACAUAUCAGUCACACUUCAAACGAACAUUUAGGUAACAGUAAGAGACUCUUAAUAACAGCUGUAGUUAUCCACAGAAGAGUAAUGAAGUAUAUGGACAUUGUUGAAAAUGUUACGUCAUUAUCGUACGUCUUUCUUCUUCUAUUUGCUACCAUUAGCCAAAGCAUUAACAUAUUUAUUCUGUCGCAAACCAUUUUUAAAUUAGAGGCAAAUAUAGAUACAGUGUUGUGUUUGACAUUUGCAUUUACCGAACUGAUAUAUAUUUUUUGCAUGAUCUACAUAGUGCAACAAUAUUUAAAUAUUUCUGAAAACGUUAGUUUGCAGAUAUACAAUACCAAUUGGUACGAGGCUUCUUUGUCUACGCAAAAAUUCUUGUUGUUCAUUAUGAUGAAAACAUCCGAAGAGCGUCGCUUCAAAUUAUUCAUCUUCGUUAAACCAAACCUCGAAGGUUUCGUGCAGAUAUUAAAAGUGUGCUUCUCCUAUUUCACGGUAAUGGCUUCUAUAGAUCGACGAUAGAAAUUGUAUUGAUAUAACAUUAUAGAAACAUGUAAUAGAAAAUUAAUUACUUAAGUAAUUAACAGUAUUUAACAUAGAAUGCACAGAAACGAAUGAAGCUUCACAGUGUAGUGCUUUCGUAAUUGAGGAUUAUUAAAUUAAUCACG
Molecule: messenger RNA, 1345 nt
Organism: Osmia bicornis bicornis
Lineage: Eukaryota; Metazoa; Arthropoda; Insecta; Hymenoptera; Megachilidae
Exons: 9
Coding region: 27-1199 (390 amino acids)
Biological process (GO): sensory perception of smell; detection of chemical stimulus involved in sensory perception of smell
Cellular component (GO): plasma membrane
Molecular function (GO): olfactory receptor activity; odorant binding
Source: RefSeq, a predicted model, not a curated record